AUGACGUGGCUUUAACCCGAAAGCGGAAGACGAUUGGGAAGCGUCAACAGCCUUCAUUCUACCGGCCUCCCAAAUCACAGAUCUACGUUAACGUAUGUAUCUACAAAAUCAUGGUUACUGACGUUCAACUGGCAAUAUUUGCCAACAUGCUCGGCGUGUCGCUGUUCCUGCUUGUGGUGCUGUACCAUUAUGUGGCUGUCAACAAUCCCAAGAAAUUAGAAUAACCCCCUCCGCGUCUAAGUGUUAAGAUUGAUUAUGGGACCACCACAGGAGUAACAUCACUACACAUGACAGCGAGACGAAAUCACCAUGUUUAAAUGUUUUCUACGAAAAUGUUGUGAAUAAACCUUUUUCAUGAUA
Molecule: messenger RNA, 360 nt
Organism: Alosa alosa (allis shad)
Lineage: Eukaryota; Metazoa; Chordata; Actinopteri; Clupeiformes; Clupeidae
Gene: ost4
Product: oligosaccharyltransferase complex subunit 4 (non-catalytic)
Exons: 3
Coding region: 111-224 (37 amino acids)
Cellular component (GO): oligosaccharyltransferase complex
Source: RefSeq, a predicted model, not a curated record